AUGGCCGAACUGUACCAGGAGAUCGACGACGAGGCCCAACGCCUCGCGCGCGGGUCGUCGCAGGCGCGUCAGUACUGGGACCGCAAGACGUAUUCGUCGUUCACGGAGCAAAAGUCCGCCAUGGCGCACUCGCAGACGCUCUACGUGGGCAAUCUGUCGUUCUUCACGUCCGAGGCGCAGCUCUACGAGUGGUUCAGCCGCGUGGGCCACGUCGACCGCGUGAUCGUCGGCCUCGACCGCUUCAAGAAGACGCCGUGCGGCUUUUGCUUUGUCGAGUUCAGCUGCCACGCCGAGGCCGCCGCGUGCGCGCAGUUCCUCAGUGAGACGAAACUCGACAGUCGCGUCGUGCGCUGCGAGUUGGACGGCGGCUUCCGCGAAGGCCGUCAGUUCGGUCGCGGGCUCUCGGGCGGUCAGGUGCGCGACGACCGGCGCGCGAAAGACGACUACGACGCGGGCCGCGGCGGCUUUGGGCGGGGCGACGACGCGACGGCCGACGGUCACCACUUUCGGCGGUCGGUGCAGGGGAAGCGGCUGCGGAAGGAGAGCGACGCGCUCGAGGGCGGACCGACGAGUCGCGCGCGACGAGAAGAGUCGCCGGCUCGGGCGAAGGGCUUUGACGACGACGAGGGGGCGACGAAGAAGGAGGAGGAGGAGAACCCGCGGUUUCGUCAUCGGGAAAACGAGGAUGGGGAUGGCGAUAGAGACGACAACGAGGAUGUGGUGGACGAGGGGGGGAAGGAGGAGGUGGAGGUGGAUGCGGGGGAGACGACGGAAGCGGCGUAG
Messenger RNA from Hyaloperonospora brassicae, 783 nucleotides. The record is from the annotation of a GenBank genome assembly. NCBI's taxonomy places the organism in Eukaryota, Oomycota, Peronosporomycetes, Peronosporales, Peronosporaceae.